UUAUUUGUUUGUGUUACUCCACCCAGGCCUUCAGCAAAUCUAUUUGUUACAUGAAAUGCCGCGGCAAAAUGGCAAUGGAUAUGUGCAACUGCAUUCCUCACUUUUAUCCGUUUUUAGAUGGCCCAAAAUGUUCACCAAGUGGAUAUGAAUGUUUGCUGGACUUCAAAUGGCCUGGAUGGUCAUUGAGUUUAUGUAAUUGUACAAGGACGUGCGUUGAAUUGAAAUAUACAGUUCAUAAUAUUAUUAAGAGGAACUGGGAUGCUGGCAGUAAUAUAACGUUUGCAACAAAAGCUUCAUUCAAUUUGGAAAUUAUGCCACCAAAAGUUAGAAACAGAAUAAGUGUGGUGUUUAGUUUCGAAGAUCUGCUAGUUUCGUUUGGUGGUGCAGCAUCUUUGUUUUUGGGAUUUAGCUUCUGGAAUGUUGUUCGUGCGAUUUAUUAUUGGUUCAACGAACUCUUUGUUUACCUGAUGCAGUUUACUUCAAGAAGACAUAAAGAAAAACCUGGAACUGUUGAAGGUACUACGUUCGCAAAAUGA
Messenger RNA from Hermetia illucens (black soldier fly), 536 nucleotides. RefSeq lists its product as uncharacterized. Gene Ontology annotation, molecular function: sodium channel activity. The transcript has 4 exons. Gene Ontology annotation, biological process: sodium ion transport. The record is from RefSeq and is a predicted model, not a curated record. Lineage: Eukaryota; Metazoa; Arthropoda; Insecta; Diptera; Stratiomyidae. Bases 51 to 536 code for a protein of 161 amino acids. Gene Ontology annotation, cellular component: membrane.